AUGAUUAAAAAGUCAUUUCUUAAAGUUUUAUCAUCAUACUCAAUUAUCUUGGUUACUAAGUACAUUAACUACAGUUCAAAAACUAUCGAUACUGAUGGUUUAGCUUGUCAAAGUCAAGAUCAGCGAAUAUGGAAUGGUGCUCGUUCAACUAAAGGAGUAAAAGGCAAAGGUAGAUAUUAUUUUGAAAUAACUCAAACUGAUCCCAAUGGUAUUGCACGUGUUGGUUGGUCAGUACCAAUAGCAAUAAUCGAUCUUGGAACUGAUAAUCAAGGUUUUGUUUAUGGUGGUACAGGAAAAAAGUCAUUUGCAAAACAAUUUGAUGGUUAUGAUGAAACAUUUGGUGUUAAUGACACUAUCGGAAGUUUCAUUGAUCUUGACCGAAUGAAAAUUCGAUUUUUUAAAAAUGCUUCGUUUAAAUAUCAUCUUUUCAUAUAG
Molecule: messenger RNA, 435 nt
Organism: Rotaria socialis
Lineage: Eukaryota; Metazoa; Rotifera; Eurotatoria; Philodinida; Philodinidae
Source: the annotation of a GenBank genome assembly